Molecule: messenger RNA, 1683 nt
Organism: Pseudozyma flocculosa PF-1
Lineage: Eukaryota; Fungi; Basidiomycota; Ustilaginomycetes; Ustilaginales; Ustilaginaceae
Exons: 2
Coding region: 1-1683 (560 amino acids)
Biological process (GO): proteolysis
Cellular component (GO): fungal-type vacuole
Molecular function (GO): serine-type carboxypeptidase activity
Source: RefSeq, a predicted model, not a curated record
AUGAAGCUCAAGCUCAGUUGCGCGCGCCUCGUUUGCCUGUUGGCGGCAGCCUCCGUCGGCCUGACCAGCGUGGCCAGCGCCGCUCAGAUCCCAUUCUCUGCGUCUCGCGAGGGCGGCGGCAUCGGCGCGACGACGCUCCAGCAUCCGCAUCUGCCUGCACACAGGCUUCGCGUCGUCACGCCGCCGGGCUCCCUCUGCGACGACAGCGUGCGCUCCUACUCGGGCUACCUCGACGUCGACGUCGACAAGCUGCACCAGCACCAGCAGCAGUCGUCGCUGCCGCUCAGCAGCUACGGCAACGACGCCUCGCUCAAUGCCACAAGGACGGCUCGCCACCCACGCGGCACCACCGAGCACUUCUACUUCUGGGCGUUCGAGUCGCGCAACGAUCCCAAAAACGACCCCGUCGUCCUCUGGCUCAAUGGCGGACCCGGGUGCUCGUCGCUCUUUGGCCUGCUCAACGAGCUGGGACCGUGCAAGGUCGGCGAUCCGAAAAACAACGGCGGCAAGCCCUUCGCCGAGCCCAACCCGUACUCGUGGAACAGCAACGCCACCGUCAUCUUCCUCGACCAGCCCAUGGGCGUGGGAUACUCGUACGUCUCGUGGACCGACAAGACCAGAAAGGACGACCCGCCAUCGCGCGUCCUGUCGACGCCCGCCGCCGCUCGCGACGUCAGCGCCUUUCUCCACCUCCUCGCCAUGCACACCGACGAGGGCCCCUUUGGCGGCAGCGCCUCAGCCUCGUUCCACAUCGCCGGAGAGUCGUACGGCGGGCGCUACCUGCCCCUGAUCGCCAACCAGAUCCUCGAGGACAACAAGGAGGCUGCGGCCCACCCGGAGCGUGGACUGCGACCCCUGCCCCUCGCCUCGGUCCUCAUCGGCAAUGGCUUCACGUCGCCGCAGGACCAGUACCCGGCCUACGUCGAGUAUACCUGCACCAACGCGUCGGGCAAGGCAGACGGGCCCCUCCUCGCCAAGCACAAGUGCGACAAGAUGUACAGCUCCAUCCCCACCUGCCUCGCGCUGGUCGACAAGUGCAACCGCAGCGACGACGUCGGUGGUCCCGAGGGGCCCUACGACAACCUCGCCUGCCAGACUGCCACCACCUACUGCGAGGGCGCCCUGGCCGGACCCUACGACGACCUCGACGUGUCGCCCUACAACUGGCAGCACGCCGCAGAGUACAAGGAGGACGCCUGGGUCGCCGCCUUCUACAAUGCCAAGGAGACGCAGAGGGCCUUGGGCGUCGAUCGAAAGGGACCCGGUGACAACCACGACGGCAUCUUCGUCGGCUGCUCCGACAGGGUCUUUGAAGACUUUGCAAAGACCGGCGACGGUUCGCGCGACUCGACCUGGGCCGUGGCAAGGAUCCUCGACCAGGGCGUAAAGGUGCUCGCCUACAGCGGCAAGCUCGACUUCAUCUGCAACUAUGUCGGCAACCGCAACUGGGCAGACAAGCUGCAGUGGCACGGCGAGCAAGCAUUCCAAAAGGCCGCCAUGGAGCCGUGGUACGUCGGUGGCCAGGACAAGGAGAGCACCCGCGCCGGCGACUUCAAGCAAGCGCACGGCUUCACCUAUGCCACCGUCGAGGCCGCAGGCCACUUUGUGCCUCACGACCAACCACGCAGCGCGCUGGCCAUGUUCAAUCGAUGGCUCGACCCCAAGUCGGGUGGCCGACUGUAG